GUUUCCACGGCGAGAGAGACUGCGGGACCCCGCCGGGAGAGACUUUUCUCCCGGUCCCCGCGGAGACUUUUUCUAAAGCCACUUACCUGCGCUUUCUAGGUAGAAUGUAAUGUGUGUAUAACUAUCCAAUCUCAUUGGCGCUGACAGAAAUCUGUGUUCAAAUCUAGCAUGGAGGCCAUCUUUGUGGGUGCUGUGGUUGGAGUAGCGUUUCAAGAGGCCUCCGCAGCCGUGAAGAAAGGAAUUCCGUACAUAAUUAGGGUUUUCAGCAAUUCUGCAUGUAAGAAGCUCAAGGAAACACUGAAUGGAUUGAAGCCGGCCGUUGACGAGAUGUGGGAGUUGAGUUUGGAGUCGUCAUCGGAGGCAUGGUUGCGGAGCAUCGAAGACUUUCGGGCGAAACUUGCCGAUGGCCUUCGACUGGUAGAGGACUGCGAGAAAACCAGUUUUCGCAAGCUCCACAAGAAAUUCAGGUAUGCGAAAAAGAUUCAGAAUAUGGAGAAGUACAUUGGGGAUUUCAUCAAUACCAAUAUUUUGCCCCACAUUGCAUUGGAUGUAAUGAAAUUGGCCAAUGAUUCCAAAAGGCUAAAAAUCCUGACUGAAGAUGUGAAGCAGAUUGCCUGCAAGAUUGAUGCACACACCCAAGAAAAUAGUUUGUUUCGCAGGAAAAUAAUUGAAAAUUCAGGGGCUAAUGUAGAGCAGCAUGAAUGGAGCCUCUGCGUCCCAAAUAUGCCCAGCUUCUUAGUGGGUUUGGAUAGUUUUGUAGAGCAGUUGAAGGAGCUUUUACUGGACAUCAAUGUGAGUCUGGUUGGAAUUACAGGUAUGAGUGGAAUGGGAAAGUCCACACUAGCAUCAGCCCUUUGCCAUCAUAACCAAAUCAAAGAACACUUUAAGAAGAGGGUGAUUUACUUUACCGUUUCAAAAAGUCCAAAAAUCCUGGAUAUCAUAGAAAACAUGUGCGAAAUCAUUGUUGGUUGCCCAAAACCUGGUUUUAAGAACAUUGAGGAGGCUCGUAACCAAUUACAAUACCAAAUAAGCUCAAGAAGAAGUCAACCAACUCUGGUAGUAUUGGAUGAUGUUUGUUCUAGAUCCAACCUUCAAAAAUUGCUAUUUGAAGGCGAAUAUUACAAGACUCUAGUAACCACAAGGGAUGUAAACGUUAUCUGUAAACAGCACAAUGCACGCGUUUACCAGUUACCAUGUUUGCAAGAGGAUCAUGCCCUGUCACUUUUCUGCCACUAUUCUUUUGGCCAGCUGACCAUUCCAGCUUCCCACGAUAAAGAACUGGUCAAACAGGUGCAGGCAGAGUGCAAAGGUUUGCCACUUGCUCUUCAAGUAAUUGGUAGCUCUUUGCGUGACGAGCCCACCCCUGUUUGGCAAAUUGCUAAGAAUAAACUUUCAAGAGGAGAAACUAUAUCUAGUUAUCAUGAAGAGGAGCUUCAUGAACGCCUGAAAACAACCAGUAUAGAUGUUUUGGAAGACGAUGCAAAGCAGUGCUUCUUGGACCUUGCUGCAUUUCCACAAGGACGAACUAUUUCUGCAAAUGCAUUGUUAGACAUUUGGGUGUAUGUACGUGGAAUGGAUUGGGAUGAUGCUUUUAUGGUUUUAUGGGAAUUCGCAGAUCGUAGUCUGUUGGAGUUAAAGAGGGAUCCGUGGAGCCCAGGGAUUACUCAUGGUUGCGCAUAUGGAUUAUCGUUUUCCCAACAUGAUGUAAUGAGAGAUUUGGCCCUGUAUUUGUUGAAACAGGACAAUAUAAUUCACUGUAGUAGGUUGUGUAUGCCUGAAAAGCAUGAUCGUAUUCCGUCAAAGUGGCAUACAGUCGAUACAUCUAAAGUUCAGAUUGUUUCCAUUCACACAGGCACACUGGAUGAAAACCAAUGGCCACAAAUGGAGUUCCCGGAGGUGGAAGCUUUACUUUUAUAUUUCACCGCAAGCAGAUAUAACAUUCCUAAAUUUCUGCAUACAAUGAAGAAACUCAAGGUUUUGAUAAUCCAUAAUUACAGCACACGAAGAGCUACACUCAAUGGACUGGAUGCUUUCAGUGCACUUUCUCAGCUUAAAACUCUCCAACUUGAAAGGUUGGUAGUUCCUCCAAUGUAUGACUACUUAAAUUUUUUGGCGAGUCUGGAGAAGCUAUCCAUGAGUCUAUGUGAGGGCCUUGGUAACAUGAAUGAAUUAGCUGGGGAUGAAUUUUUCAACUUUCCAAGGCUUUUGGAAAUUAAUGUCGAUCACUGCAGUGAUCUGGAGGAGUUGCCAAAAGGAAUAUGUUCUUCGACUUCCCUGAAAAAAUUGUCAGUGACAAACUGCCAUCGGCUUGCAAAGUUACCUGAUGAGUUGGGGAAUCUUAGCGUACUUGAGGUGCUAAGAUUGUGUGCAUGUGCAGACUUGACAGAGCUGCCACCCUCUAUCAGCAGUCUUCAACAACUAGAAUUCCUUGACAUCUCAUUUUGUGCGUGUUUGAAGGGGUUUCCAGAUGGAUUUCAUAAGCUACCAAGUUUGAAGAAACUGGACUUGAGGGAGUGCUGUAAACUAAGACAGUUUUCCAAAACCCUAAGCAAACUUUCAUCUCUCAAACAUGUGAUUUGUGAUAAGAACAAUGAGCAACAGUUGACCUAUAUAUGCAAAGUCAACUCCACGAGUAACCUUACUGUUGAAGUUGUUGAAGAAGCAUUCAGUUUAGACUGGCUACACUAGAGACCAAAUUACAAUUUUCCAUACUCUCUGUGUAUGUUCAGUUAGUGAACAGUAGACCAGUGUUUGCAAGUAUCUACAAUGUUAUCUGAACGGGAUUGUGAAUUAUCUUUGAUGGUUUCAGAAUUUGUGUUCACGAUACCAUAACAAUAUGAACAAUUUAUUGCUUGGCAACGUAGAAUUUUGGGGUUCAAUGUAUUUACGGAGUGCUUUUGUUGUAAUUUAUUUGUCAAUGUGAACUUUACUGCAAAGGAAUUCUCCAUUAAAGAUUUAAACAGAUGUUAGAAGAAU
This is a messenger RNA of Cryptomeria japonica (Japanese cedar), 2976 nucleotides long. RefSeq names its product putative disease resistance protein At5g47280. The record is from RefSeq and is a predicted model, not a curated record. Bases 169 to 2688 code for a protein of 839 amino acids. The transcript is spliced from 5 exons. Gene Ontology annotation, molecular function: ADP binding. Gene Ontology annotation, biological process: defense response to fungus. NCBI's taxonomy places the organism in Eukaryota, Viridiplantae, Streptophyta, Pinopsida, Cupressales, Cupressaceae.